AUGUUUCAGAAUGCUCGAAAUACGAACUCUGUCGGGACUGAUGUUCUAGAGGACAUCCGUAAUGUCCUGUCUAACAACGAGUUCUCGUCAAAUACAAGGCUUGCUGCUGCCAAGCUAUUACUUCAUGCAGAACAUAUCCUUGGUAAAGAAGCUUUCACUCAUCACAUCAGCGUCGAUUGGAUCGUGCUCACAGCAAUACUUGAAGCAGGCCGUGAAGAAUUUAGUGUCAAAGUUAUCAGAACUUGGAUAACGCUAUUUGAAAGGCGCAGGGUCAGUGAUUCCGAUGACGAAGCAGUGUUUCUCGCAGGCUUGGCAAAAUAUCUGUCCAAAAAAGGUGAAGAUUUGGUCUCAUCACUCGCAGUAGAAGAAGCGAAAAAGCUGAGAAGAUAUCUGCUGCUGACUUUCGUCAUUUUAUCGGAGCUAGAACGAGGCGCAAAGCUUUUUGAGAACGCCAUUCAUUUCGUUGCAAAGACAGUGACGAAAGAAGAGAAGGUAGUCUCAGAUCAAAAUCGCAUACUUACUAUCACUACAUUCACUGUAUAG
Molecule: messenger RNA, 543 nt
Organism: Cylicostephanus goldi
Lineage: Eukaryota; Metazoa; Nematoda; Chromadorea; Rhabditida; Strongylidae
Source: the annotation of a GenBank genome assembly